Molecule: messenger RNA, 1239 nt
Organism: Spirometra erinaceieuropaei
Lineage: Eukaryota; Metazoa; Platyhelminthes; Cestoda; Diphyllobothriidea; Diphyllobothriidae
Source: the annotation of a GenBank genome assembly
AUGAUCAAGGCCUAUUAUCGCCCCAACCCUGCGGGAGUCCUGGUCCGCGACUGUCUUUCCCAACCAUUUUGUAUUCGCUCUGACGAUCGACAGGGUUGUAUUCUGUCGCUCAUGCUAUUUAACUACUCUAUUGACUGGAUUCUCGGGAGGGCCCUGCAGGAAGGUGACGAUGUUGAGUUUGUACCCGGACACCGACUGACUGAUCCCGACUUUGCCGAUGAUAUUGCCUUACUUUCCUCAACUUUUGGUGAUCAGCAAUCUCUGGUGUCGCGGGUGAACGAGGUCACUAAAUCCAUCGGUUUAUCCAUAAACGCUGGGAAAACUAAAGUGUUUUCAAGCUGCAUCCCCGACCAGCGAAUCUCCAGCGCCACUAAGAUUUGCGUGUGCCGUGCGUCUGUCCAGUCUGUCCUUCCUUAUGGUUGUGAAUGCUGGGUUGUGCGCGUGGAGGACGAGCAAGGACUGCUUGAGGACCAUCCUUCGAGCGAAGUACACCGACUUCGUUUCAAAUGAGACAGUCAGCACUCGCUGGAACAAUGUCGUAAGGAUAACCCAGGCCACCCAAGAAAGAGGACUGGGUGGUUUGGGCAUGUUCAUCGUCGUCCAUUUCAGGAGCUCAGUGUUACUGUCCUCGAUCUGGUGCUGUUACUCCAUUGGAGGCGUCGAAGAGGGGGUCAACUCAAGACCUGGCCUAACACAGUUUGCCAAGACAUGGAAGUGGUUCUUGGACCUUCGGUAUUCAGUCUCCAUUGCUUUCGAAGAGGGUGGAUUGAACUGUCCAGAUCUGCUGCCGUGGAUCGUCACGCUUGGAACGGUACAGUUCGGGACAUUAUCUAGGCCGGCUACAUCAGGCAUAAUCGCAGCCGUACCAAGUACCAGAUGGCCGCUCCAUCGCAGUUGCAGUUGUCUCAGCAUGGCGUUGAUGCUGAGCAUUCCGGCCCGUUCAAGGAUUUCGGCGUUCGGGAUCCUGUUCUGUCAUCUCAGUUUAAGCAUUCUGCGAAGGCAGCUGAUAUGGAAGUGCUUGAGCUUCCUGGUAUGGUUUGCAUACGCGGUCCAGGUCUCCGCUUCGUACAAGAGUGUCUUAGAGGGGACGACCUUGUAUAUCUUCAGUUUGGUGUUCAUUUGAAGGCCGUGACAAUUCCACAUGGAACUCUGCAGUCGGCCAAAGGCAUGACCGGCUUUGGAAAUCCGGUGGCCCGCUUCGUCAUCGAUUCUCGUGCUGCAGAAAAGUGGGCUUCCUAG